AUGUUCGCUUCGACGACUUUAUCGAGCGUUUCGUUUUCGCGUGCGAAUGUGGGUGGGGCAACGACGUCGUCGGCUUCGAAAGGCAGAAAAGUGACAAUGGUGAUGCGCGCGAACGCGUCGAUGUCUUCGACGCGAACGUCCAUUCCAGGUAACUUUUCCGGAUUACGAUCCACGAAUGCCAUCGACAUGACGAGCACGUUAUCCAGAAACGGUAACUUUAAAGGCGUCACCUCGAGGCAACUUUCUACGAAAAGCGGUUCUUCUUCCUCGUCCUCGGGUAAGAAAUUGGGAGCAGUCAUCAAGGGCCCACGAGCGAUGUUUGAACGCUUUACGGAAAAAGCGAUCAAGGUCGUCAUGUUAGCGCAAGAAGAAGCGAGAAGGUUAGGUCACAACUUUGUCGGUACGGAGCAAAUUAUGUUGGGUUUAAUCGGCGAAGGUACCGGUAUUGCCGCGAAGGUUUUAAAGUCCAUGGGGAUAUCGUUGAAAGAAGCGAGAGUGGAGGUGGAGAAGAUCAUCGGUAGAGGUUCGGGUUUUGUAGCGGUUGAAAUUCCGUUUACGCCGCGAGCGAAACGCGUUUUAGAACUCGCUUUAGAAGAAGCGAGACAACUCGGCCACAAUUACAUCGGCACGGAACACUUAUUGUUGGGUUUGUUGAGAGAAGGCGAAGGCGUCGCGGCGCGCGUUUUGGAAAACUUGGACGCGGAUCCAGCCAAGAUUCGAUCUCAAGUCAUCCGAAUGGUUGGUGAGUCCCAAGAAGCGGUCGGCGCUGGCGCUGGCGCGACUGGCGGUGCCGCCAGUGGUUCCAAGACGCCUACGCUCGAGGAGUUUGGUUCGGAUUUGACGAAACAAGCCGAAGAGGCCAAGUUGGACCCUUGCGUCGGCAGAACGAAUGAAAUAAGGCGCGUCACGCAAAUUCUCGGUAGAAGGACCAAAAACAACCCUUGCUUGGUUGGUGAACCCGGAGUUGGUAAAUCCGCGAUUGCUGAAGGUUUGGCCCAACAAAUCGCGUCGGGAACCGUUCCGGAAACUUUGGAAGGGAAGAGAAUGAUGACUUUGGAUAUGGGUUUACUCGUUGCGGGUACCAAGUAUCGCGGGGAAUUCGAAGAACGUUUGAAGAAGCUCAUGGACGAAGUCAAGCAAGACGACGCAAUUAUUCUUUUCAUCGACGAAGUGCACACUUUGAUCGGUGCAGGGGCGGCUGAAGGCGCAAUAGACGCUGCGAACAUCUUGAAACCGGCGUUGGCGAGAGGCGAGUUGCAGUGCAUCGGCGCGACGACGAUUGACGAAUACCGAAAGCACAUCGAAAAGGAUCCGGCGCUGGAGAGACGUUUUCAACCAGUUCAAGUCCCAGAACCGACGGUGGAUGAAACCAUCGAAAUCUUGAAAGGUUUGAGAGAGCGAUACGAAGUUCACCACAAGUUGAAGUACACGGACGAAGCUUUGGAGUGCGCGGCGAAGUUUUCUUCGCAGUACAUUUCUGAUCGUUUCUUACCGGAUAAGGCUAUCGAUUUAAUCGAUGAAGCCGGGUCGAGAGUUCGUUUGGAGCACACGUCUAUUCCGGAAGAAGCCAAAGAGCUGGACAAAGAAUUGAAGGCUUUGCAAAAAGAGAAAGACACCGCGAUUCGAGGGCAAGACUUUGAAGCCGCCGGGAGCAUCAGAGACAAGGAGGUUGAGUUGAAAUCUCAAAUUAAAGCCAUCACGGAGAAGAAGCAAGAAGAAGCCAAGGCUGAAAUUGAGUCUGGUAAAGAAACCGGUCCGACCGUGACCGAACAGGAUAUUGCGGACGUUGUCGCCGCGUGGACUGGUAUUCCGGUCGAUAAGGUUGCCUCGGACGAAGCGCAACGCUUGAUGGGCAUGGAAGAGAAGUUACACGAACGUUUGAUUGGUCAGGAAGAAGCCAUCGUGGCGUGCUCAAGAGCUAUCCGAAGAGCGAGAACGGGGCUGAAGUCGCCGAAUCGUCCAGUCGCCUCGUUCAUCUUCGCCGGGCCGACUGGUGUUGGUAAAUCCGAAUUGGCCAAAUCCUUGUCGCAGUUUUACUUUGGCAGCGAGGAAGCGAUGGUCCGUUUGGAUAUGUCCGAAUUUAUGGAACGACACACGGUUUCCAAAUUGAUUGGUUCGCCACCAGGUUACGUCGGCUACUCCGAAGGUGGUCAAUUGACCGAAGCUGUCAGAAGACGUCCGUAUACCUUGGUGUUGUUUGAUGAAAUUGAAAAAGCUCACCCGGAUGUCUUCAACAUGAUGUUGCAAAUUUUGGAAGACGGUCGAUUAACCGAUUCCAAGGGCAGAGUCAUUGACUUCAAAAACACUUUGAUCAUCAUGACCUCGAACGUUGGCGCCCAGCAAAUUGAAAAAGGUGGCGGCGGUUUGGGUUUCCAAUUGGACGACAACGUCGAAGACCAAUCGUACCAAAGAAUCAAAUCCUUGGUUCAAGACGAACUCAAGAACUACUUCAGACCGGAAUUUCUUAACCGCUUGGAUGAAAUCAUCAUCUUCCGUCAAUUGAACAAGCAAGAAGUCCGUGAAAUUGCGAUGAUCAUGUUGAACAACGUGUUCAAGCGAUUGAAGGAGAAGGAAAUUACUUUGGACGUCACGGACAGAUUCAAGGACAAGGUUGUCGACGAAGGCUUCUCGCCGGCGUUUGGUGCUCGUCCGUUGAGAAGAGCCAUCAUGAGAUUGUUGGAAGACAACCUCGCGGAGAAGAUGUUGAGUGGCGACAUCGCCGAAGGCACGAGUGCUAUCAUGGAUGUGAACGCUGAGGGUGAAAUCAUCGUCAUGACUGGCGACGGUAAGGAAUUAUCCACCACCGCCUACACCGGCUCCUCUGGUAUGGGAUAA
Messenger RNA from Bathycoccus prasinos, 2835 nucleotides. RefSeq lists its product with no specific name. The transcript has a single exon. Gene Ontology annotation, biological process: cellular response to heat. The record is from RefSeq and is a predicted model, not a curated record. Gene Ontology annotation, molecular function: protein binding; ATP binding; ATP hydrolysis activity. NCBI's taxonomy places the organism in Eukaryota, Viridiplantae, Chlorophyta, Mamiellophyceae, Mamiellales, Bathycoccaceae. Gene Ontology annotation, cellular component: cytoplasm. Bases 1 to 2835 code for a protein of 944 amino acids.